UAGCACCAACUUCCAAAGAAGUAUGAUAUAAUAGGUGUUUGGAUUACACUGUAGGUCGGCAGAUCGUUGCUCGGCUGAGAAAUCGUCAACUCGAUCUCACAAAAUGCAACCAACAACUCGUUCUCUGUUUGGCCCUUCCUUUUGCCGAGGAGACGAGUCUGAUUGGCCUUUAGGCCCCAUCGGCUAGGACAAUGAGCCGGAUAAUUUAAUACUUAGCUCCAAAUCUUGUCCGUAAGUUACGGAGGGCGACUGCUUUGAAGGUUCGGUCAAUCUAUCAUGUCCAACGAGCGAUGCGAGGCCCUAUCGACCCACAUUGUCCGGUUAACGAUUUUAAGUCGAUAUGACCCUAUGUCUGUUUGACUCUGGCUUCCAGAUCAACUGGUACUCUCUAUUUUGAUCCAUCGUUUUAUGGAGACCCAUCUUUGUCACCCCGCCAUAAUGUAUGUUUUGUGAGGGAACAAUUACAUGUAAAAUAGAAAGAGGUAAGUGCAUAAUCGGAAAUAAAUAAGUCCUUUUUGAGAAAUCAAAAACUGUGUUGCAUCCUUUGAGGAUUUCAAAUUUUCCGUGCGCCCUUUGGCAGCUCGCCGAAUGCUGAUAGAUACCCCCAUCGCCACUGAGUCAGCAGCGACCCUAGAGAUCUCACAUCAGUUGCUAUCCAGCAAUGAAGAUGAAGCCAGGACAACGAUCCAACUGAAGCUCAGCCAAACGUACUUCUACACCCACGUGAUCCUACCAAAGCCCAACUCAACCAUGAAGUAAAUAUGUCUAUCUGUCUAGAAUGAACGAUCUGCCGAUUUUUAACUUCAUACACAAUCUAAAAGCCUUUCUAUUACCUUGCUUGUUGACUGACAUCUUGCAGCUGCUACACAUGAUACGAACUUCAUGGAGCUAGCUAGUGUGGCCCCUGAGGCCUUGACAGAGAUGAAACGGCGAGACUGGUCCCUCGCAGCAACCAAAGCGGCUAGGACUUUAAGGCAGCGCACGCUUGGAGUCAAGUGCAGCUGACUCACUGUUCCAAUCAUUUUGAUGCCUCAUGACCUUCUAGCAUUAAUUGGGAGGUCCUCUCGAUCCAAAAAGAGGAGAUCGAAAAGGCAGACCUUGAUGGAUCAUGUGAUACUGCAAUCUGACUUUGCUUGAGAAAAAGUAGUAGAGCAGUAAAUGAGACAGAGGUCUCUGUGUUGUGAUAAGGUCGGCAUCAAGAAGGGUCCUUGGACUCCUGAAGAAGACAUCAUACUUGUCACCUACAUCAAAAAACAUGGCCCUGGGAAUUGGAGAUCAGUUCCUACCAACACUGGCUUGAUGAGAUGCAGCAAGAGUUGUAGGUUGAGAUGGACUAAUUACCUCAGACCGGGAAUCAAGCGAGGGAAUUUUACUCCACGUGAAGAAGGAUUGAUCAUUCAUCUUCAAUCAAUGCUUGGCAACAAGUGGGCAGCAAUAGCUUCAUACCUUCCUCAAAGAACAGACAACGACAUCAAGAACUACUGGAACACUCACCUGAAGAAAAAGGCCAAUCAAGCUAGGAAUCCUGGUGUCUCUGCUCUGCCCAUGACUAACCUCAGCUCCUCGGCUUAUGCUUCGAGCGCAGAGAACAUCUCGAUGCUUGGCUCGCGAAAAGCCAAUCCCUUGCCAGAUCAAGAUUACGAGUACCAGAGGAUCCAAGAAUUCACAACCUUUGGUCCAUUGAAAGAGCCAAGAAGCAUUGCAUUGCAGGGACAAACCUCCACUGCAGUCCCACUUUGUGAUGAUGGAAAGCAGCGAUCAGAGACUGAGAACAAUCAUCCUUUCACAGUGCUAGAGAAUUGGCUUCUUGAUGAGGCUGAAGAGCAGGUCGAUAUCGCGGGCCUAUCGACCGGUCUUUGCGUAGAUGGAGUGUACUGAUUGUUGCUAUCAUGGUUAGAUCAUCCAGCCAAUACUUGCUACUAAACCAUGCUCUAAGAUAAGCUUGUUUGGAUAGUUCUUGAUCGCUCAUGGAAUUUUACUAAAACUUUCUUGAUUCAAA
Messenger RNA from Zingiber officinale, 1999 nucleotides. RefSeq names its product transcription factor MYB60-like. The record is from RefSeq and is a predicted model, not a curated record. The transcript is spliced from 4 exons. Gene Ontology annotation, biological process: response to auxin. NCBI's taxonomy places the organism in Eukaryota, Viridiplantae, Streptophyta, Magnoliopsida, Zingiberales, Zingiberaceae. The coding region runs from base 1159 to 1878 and encodes 239 amino acids.